GAACUGAUUUCAGCUAGUUGAGCUAACAUCCUAAUUUGGGGAUGAACAACAGCGGCAUGAUGAUGAUGCCGGCGGGAGGCGGCGGCGGAGGCGGUAGAGGAGGCGGAGGCCGGUCGUGGCCAUCGACGACGUCGGUGUCGUCUUCCGGUAAGAGAAUUCAGAAGGAGAUGUCGGAAUUGAGCUCCGAUCCUCCGCCUGACUGCUCCGCCGGCCCCAAGGGAGACAAUCUCUACCAUUGGGUCGCCACUCUCUUUGGUCCUCCCGGGACACCUUACGAAGGGGGAAUAUAUUUCCUUGAUAUAACUUUCCCUAGUGAUUACCCAUUUAAGCCUCCCAAGGUUGUUUUCAAAACCAGAAUCUACCACUGCAAUGUCGGUUCUACUGGGGAUGUUAGUUUGGACAUCUUGAAAGACGGGUGGAGCCCUGCUCUAACGAUCUCAAAAGUGCUGGUUGCGCUCAGAUCAAUAUUCACAAACCCCGAUCCAUAUAAACCACUUGUUCCUGGUGUCGCACGUCUAUACUUAGCUGAUAGGGUGAAGCAUGACGAAGUGGCUGCAGAGUGGACUCUGCGGUUUGCAAGAUAACGCGUUGUAACUCGAGAGAAACGAAUCUAAUGGAGCAGGUGCUCUCUGUGAAGGAAAAAAGGAGCCAAGUUGUUGGAAAGACUAGUUUGUGCAGCAUGUUUAAUUGAUGGUCUCUCUAUAUUUGUGGUAAUUAUUGGAUAAAACAUUAGUGCUAAGAAUAUUCUUCUUGUGAA
This is a messenger RNA of Salvia hispanica, 757 nucleotides long. RefSeq names its product Ubiquitin-conjugating enzyme family protein (gene FUS9). Lineage: Eukaryota; Viridiplantae; Streptophyta; Magnoliopsida; Lamiales; Lamiaceae. The record is from RefSeq and is a predicted model, not a curated record.